Molecule: messenger RNA, 6830 nt
Organism: Sus scrofa (pig)
Lineage: Eukaryota; Metazoa; Chordata; Mammalia; Artiodactyla; Suidae
Gene: TMEM37
Product: transmembrane protein 37
Cellular component (GO): membrane
Molecular function (GO): voltage-gated monoatomic ion channel activity; calcium channel activity
Source: RefSeq, a predicted model, not a curated record
GCCCCGCCCCGCCCCAGUGAGAAGACUUGGCUCAGAGCCGGCAGUUCGCACCGGAGGAGCGCGAAGGAGCCGGGCGGGUUAGCGCGGCUGAUCCGCGGCGCAGCAUGACCUCCCUCGGCGUGCAGGCCCAGAGGCUGCUGGCCCAGAGGAGGCCUCACCAGUCCUUCUUUGAGUCCUUUAUCCGGACCCUCAUCAUCCUGUGUGCCUCCCUGGCUGUGAUCCUCUCCUCCAUCUCCAUCUGCGAUGGCCACUGGCUCCUGGCCGAGGACCGCCUCUUCGGGCUGUGGCAAUUCUGCACGACCUCCAACCAGACUGCCCCACACUGCGUCAGAGACUUGAGUCAGGCCCACGUGCCUGAGCUGGCCUGGGGCAUGGUCCUGGCCCGCAGCAUGGCCACCUUGGCCGUGGUGGUCGCCAUCUUUGGCCUGGAGUUCCUCAUGGUGUCCCAGGUGUGCGAGGACCUCCACUCCCGGCACAAGUGGGCCAUGGGCUCCGUCCUCCUCCUCGUCUCUUUCGUCCUCUCCUUCGGGGGUCUCCUGAGCUUCCUGAUCCUUCUCAGGAACCAGGUCAGGCUCAUCGGCUUCACCCUGAUGUUCUGGAGCGAGUUCACGGCCUCCUUCCUCUUAUUCCUCAACGCCAUCAGUGGCCUCCACAUCAACAGCCUCACCCAUAUCAACAGCCUCACCCAUUCCUGGGGCCAGCCUACGAAAUUCAGGCUUCCUUCUGAGGACAUCAGAUUCUACCAGAAAGUGUCAUCAAGUGACUCUUCCAACCUACGACCUUGAAUCUGCCACCUCUUAGCCCUAGGCCCUUUGCAGCUGGUCUGCAGCCCAGAGGCCAGUGGGUGCCUCAGUGCCACCAGCUGUACUGUUUUAGCCAAGUUAUUAGGAUGUUGAUUUUACAAGAAGAAAUUUUAAAACCUUUUCUUGAAUCCUUCGUGGGACGGGAAUGGACUUGGAAGGAGGUCAGGUAACAGGUGCCCAGGUUGGCUGCACAGCCAGGCACAGUUCACACCUGCAUUAUUGACUCUGCUGGGAUGUGGGCUGCUGGGUCCCUGGGGGCUCCUGCAUCGCUAGGAGUAACUCAUUCUUCCAGCAAAGUUCAGUGCCUUGGAUUUUCUUCCACCAAAUCAAAGGACUUUUGUGCAGUUUCCCUGCUUUAGCUUGGUCAUGCCAGGGAGGCAGAGGUCAGGAUUUCUUUCCUGUGGUAGGUGUUCAGUCCACUUUUUUUCCAGCCACACCCACAGCUUGUGUAAGUCCCUGGGCCAGGGAUCAAAUCCCAGCCACAGCUGAGACCUAUGCCACAGCUGGGGCAACACUAGAUCCUUAACCCACUGUACCAGGCCAGGGAUCAAACCAGCGCUGCCUCAGGGACAAGCUGGAUCAUUAACCCAUUGUGCCACGGCGGGAGCUCCUGAUUUUCCAGUCAUUUAACUUUCCUUGAGUCCUGCCCUUUGGGGGACCCCAUGAUCCCUGGAUAACCCUGGCUUCCAGCAAGGGGCGGUCCCCUCUGGGAACCCUCCCUGUGAAUCUGGCCUUAAGCCUUUCCAAGAGGGCCUACCUGACUUCCAAUACCCUGUCCUCUGGAGAAAGCGUGAGUCCACACUGGUUAAGGGUCAGACCCCACCGCCUUGCUCCCCCUGCAGGGUUCCAUUUUUGAUGCUAGAACACACUGCAAAGAGCACGUAUCUGGAGCUACUGGACUGCAGGGGGCACAGGGAACUGGCCAGACCCCCAGUAAUGAUGAACAACCAGCCUGGAUGCAGAUGCCCGAAGGUUAAAUGGACCGCGAGCCAGUGGAUAUUUCCACCCUUGCUGGCAGAUCUAUAUUUUGGGUAUCUUGAAUUGACCCCUUUCCAGGUUCUUUUCUUUCCUCAGCCCAUUCCAUUCUAUGCUUAGCCCCUUGGCCUUCCUGGUUCAUUUUGGCUGCUGCUGAUUGAGUGGGGUUUGGUCUUUGCCCUGCUAGGUCCCCUCUGUGGGGCUGGACUAUACCUACCUCUUGUGAUUUUUUUUCAAACACUGUUUCCAAGCUCCAUGGAGUCCCUAGAGGUCACUGGAGAAAGGUUUUGUGGACCAGUCAGGGUUUUUGGAGAGCAAAGCUCGUCAACCCUAUAGGCUGGGUUCUUUGCCCUGGAAAAGGGGCACCUGGCCUUCCAUCCCAGGGGCUGUCUACAGGGUGCAAAGGGGGUGGUGACCUGGUCUGCAGGGAUGAGACGCAGAAGUGGGGAGCCAGGGUCACGCAAAGCCAGGACUAGAGCUGGGUCCACCCACCAGCAAGACGCCCUCAUCUCCACUGGCUGCGGGGUGGGGUCGUCUCUGCUUCUGUGCAGAAUGUUCUCCCCUGAGCACAUAGGCCUUGUUUCCUUAAAGGGCUCAGAUAUUCAGUCCUCUUUCAUCCUUACGUGGCUGGUGGCGAAGGAGUGCUGAUAUUAAGGGACCGAGGAUCCAGAGGGUUAAGGGUGAGACCCAAGUCUCCAUUGGUGGUGGAGAUAGGCUGCUGUCCCUCCUGCCCAGGAGCAGGGGAAGGGGACACAGCCUCAGCGCAUGGGGUUUUGAAACAAAAGCAGUAGCCUGUGCUGCUACUUCCUUGCUGAGUAUCUUGGUCAAGUCACAGGACCUUUUGGCGAACUGGUUUUUCUGUCAAGUGGGAUUCUGCCCCGUUUCCAGCUGUACUGAGAAUAACUGUUAACUCAAGAGCAGUAAGAGCAAUAGGGGCCUCUACCAUGUUGGGGUGACUAAGAGCAGCUGUGGUCCUCUGUGAUGUGAUCCAAUUCAGCUACUGUCUUGAAGGCUCUGGGGUAAGAGCUGCUGGCCAGGUGAGCUGCACUGAGGGGAUGGAGGGGCCACCAAGGGCCUCAAUUUCUCCUGUUUCCUGGGCUUCUAAGCUUGUCCCUGAACUGGGGCAGGGGAAUGAGGGAAGCCCCUCCUCCAGGAAGGGGUAGGGAUAGAGCCAGAGCAUCCUUCGCCUUGUAUCCCAAGGACAAGAAUAUUGACAAAUCUCAUUCCGGUUGCCAUUACUCCCCUCCUCCCUUCUGGAACCCCCAGAACUGCUCUUCCCAGAAAACACAGCAGACCCAAAUCCCAGGCCUCUUCCUGCCCCAGGGCAUCCCAGGUUCAUUCAGUUCUGAGGAAUUAUCACCACGCCCCCACCCCAAGGCCUGGAGGAGAGUGUUAGUCAUAGAAGGUCACAACUGUCUGUCAGAGCCCUGCAGCUGUCGGGGACCCAUCUUGGCCUCUGUGGGUGCAUGGCCCUGCUCCGGCCUCAGAUGACACUGGCCCUGCAGGUGCCCUGGCUCUGCUCCGAGGGGCUGGCCUUGGUGCUGUUACUGAAGGAGGAGCUGAGGGCCACCGGGCGCAGUGGGAACUCAUGGAGGUGCCACUGCCGCCACUUCUUCUGAACCUCCAGCUGCACCUGCCCCCGGAGACCAAUCAUCAGUCAGAGAGAGGAUGACCCUGUGGCCAGGGUCCUGCUCUUCCCCCAGCCCAAGCUGUGCCACUCCUGCUCCUGGGCACACUGUCCCCUCUCCCGUUGGCUGCGCAGAUUUGCCAUCUCCAGCCAUCCCUCUCCAAAGCCAUUCCUUAGACCUGCCCGAGGAUAAUCACCUCAUUCACAGCUCCAGUCUAGACCUACAGGAUCCAUGUUUGCUGAUUUAGAAACAAGGGAGGACCCAGUGGUUGUUUUAACAAGGCCUCUGGGUGAUUCUCUUGCCCCCGUGAAGUGAGCUGGAACUCCUAGAAGACAGGCCCAGGCCUCGCCCAGCCACAUGGCACCCCGCUCCCCACCAUCCCUCCCGGGAGGCUCCCCCAGGCAUCAGGGCAGCCCCGGGACACUCACCUCCCCAUUGAGGAAGCAGUAAAGGACAGCCACCACCAGGCCCUGUGGAGGAGGCAAGGGUACAGGGAUUGGUGCCAGGACUCCAGCCCCCAGGCUCAGUCUCCCCCCCUCAGCCCUUUAAUCUCCAGCCUAGGCUCACUUGUCCCCAUAGCUCUUUCAGAGUGUUCCUACACCUCUCCCACCCCAGGGAGAAACUGGGGCUUCCUAUUCUGGCCCCACAUGCCCUUAGCUGUGCUGGCGUCACCCACUCAGUCUGAGACCCUUGGAGGCAAGGAUGUCCCCAGUGUGUUGCACAGAGUUGGUGUCAGUUACAUUCAGUAGAGACUAGGCAGGUAGCUGGGAUCCCUAAGGUGGGCCAUCCAGAGAGGCAGGGAGCGGUGGCACUGGACGCAUGCCUGUCCUGCCUGCAACAAGGGGGGUGGCCCACAUGAGCCCCUGGGCCGGGGUGGGCUCCUUGGCAGGAUGAACGCGGGAUCUGGAGAGGUUUAAGCAGAGAGCUAUUCAAGUUGAAAAAAGAAAUGUUUGGGAAUUCCUGCUGGGCUCAGCGGUAAUGACUCUGACUAGAAUCUAUGAGGAUGUGGGUGUGAUCCCUGGCCUUGCUCAUUGUAAGGAUCCAGCGUUCCCCUGAACUGUCAUGUAGGUUGCCACCAUAGCUUGUAGCUGGCGUUGCUGUGGCUAUGGUGAAGGCCAGCAGCUACAGCUCUGAUUCAACCCCCUAGCCUGGGAACUUGCAUAUGCUGUGGGUGCAGCCCUAAAAAAAGAAAAAAAGAUAAAAAGAAAGAAAAACAAGCGUUUGAACCCACCUCAAGAGCAGGUCCCAGCAGCUAACAGUGGAGCUUGACUCCCUGCUCACAUCUCCCAGGUCAGAGGCUUCAGGGCUGCAUAUGCUCUAUGUCCCUGGUGUGACGGGGUCUGUACCUAUCAGGACCCUCCCUCCCUAGCAUCCAGAGCUCCUGUUUUCCCAGUGGUGCCCCUGGACUCCAGGCAUGGAGAUCUGCCAGGCUGAGAUGCAGGGUUUGAGCCUGAGAGGCUUGCACGGAAACAUGAGCUGUGAAUGAGGGUGUCUCACUCCCUCUGUGCUGCUCAUGCCCUCAGGACCCCAGGCUUCCCAAUGGUGAGCACCCUUUCCUGUAGAGGCCUGGGUGCCACAGCCCUGGCUCAAGUGGCCCAAACCCCUCGCCAUCCAGUCCCUCAAGGCCUGCCCUUAGCUACUUAGGACACAGGACCCCAGGGCAUGACGAACAACCCAUUUAUGGUGGGCUUCAUACACAACUGCUCAGGGGUCCGGCAUUUUAGCAAGAGAAACAAGCUCGAGGGACCUGUUGUAGCGUUUCAGCCAUGGAUGAAGCCACAUGGAUGGUGACCAUGGGGGUUGAGGCAGGAACACUCAAGACAGCGGUUUCCAAGUUUUGCUGCACAUGAAUGUCACCUGGCAGCUUACUCAGGGUGCUCUCUGUACCCCCAAAUUCCAGUGCCUGGGGUGUGACCAUCAGCAGCUUUGAAAGACCCCAUGAUGGUUCCAAAGGGCAUCACUGAUUAGGAGUCGCUGUCAGAGGGUGUGAAAGGCAGGCUCUGAAAUAAACCAGAGCUGGGUGUGGGGCGCAGCUUAGCCUGUGUAACUGCGGGCUUCUGGGUUCCAGAUGCUUCGUUUACUACUUGUCAGAGCCCCGGGGAGGAGCCCCACUUUGCAGAUGAAGGAACUGAGUCAUGGGGUUCAGCAGGCCCCAGAGCUGGUGGUCAGGCUGCUCCCAUCUCACUGGGCCCAGGGUUUCAUGGAUCUCUAAGAUCCGGCGACACAGUAUCACUGUUCAGGUGAGGGCAGGUUAGAGGUGCCCCAGGUACGCAUAGGGCGGGCUUCCCACAGCCAUCAAGUUUAAGAAAUUCCAGUAUUUAAACCAGCAUUAAAAAUGAAGUUAAUGAGGAGUUCCUGUGUGGCUCAGUGGGUUAAGUACCCAGCAUCGUCACUGCAGUAGCUCUGGUCGCCGCUGUGACACAGAUUAGAUCUCUGUCCUGGGAACUUCCCCAUGCCAUGGGCGUGGCCAAGAUUUUUUUUUAAAAUGAAGUCUUUGAAGAAUUUUAAUGACAUGAGGAAAUGUUCAUGAUGGAGUGAUAGAGAAUUAAAAUGAGGAUAUAAAACCACUCAUCACGAUCUCAUUUAGUGUGUGUGUGUGUGUCUUAGAAAAGAGACUUGGAAGUAAACACACCAACAUUUUCACAGGUUAUAUCCAAGUUAUGAGAUUAUGGGUUAAUUUUCCAUUUUCUUUUAACUUUUCCUCAUUUUCCAAAUUUUCCUCAGUAAGCAACUAUUUCUAUAAUCAGGAGAGCUAAUAAACUUUAGUUUUAAAAAAAUAUGUCAGUGAUAAUGGUAUUGUGGUUCAUGUGUGCUCUUUAAGCCCUUGUCUUUUAGAAACACAUACUCUGGGGAGGCUAGAGGGGGCAGCCCUGGGGUGGGAUCUGAAGGUGUGGGUUAACCUGACUCCACGGUUCCCGGUGACGUGUCCGCUCUGGAACCUGGGCAUGGCAGGAAGACAGUCAUGGACACACCCGUCCCAGACAGAACUCCAGGCAACAUGAGGCUGGGGCCUGCCCAGGUGAAGAAGACUCUGCAGAACCAUCAAUGCUGUUGAAGACGGGCUGCUUCCUUGAGGAAAAGCCACUGGGAGAAAUUUCUCUCAGGCCCCAAAAUCUAUAAUAUGAGGCCUCUCCUGGAAAACCAGCUUGUUUUCAUCCACAGAUAGCAGAAACCUUGGAACAGACUGUGUUUCUGUCUUUGCUUUGGCUUCUGGGAAGCUCCAAACCAAACUUAUGACACACCUCUCCCACCUUCAAAGGACUUCAUGGAAUUUGUUUCUGUGUAUGAAUUCACUUUGGGCUUAUUCUCUUUCCUCACUGAUUCCCUCAUCUAUUUAUUUUCUGUCUUUUGUAUGUUUUUCCUGAAAGCUACAUCAAUUAUUUUUGGAAGGAGAUAAUUACGAAUAAACAAAUAGCAUUGUAAA